Pelagomonas calceolata is the source of this 2532-nucleotide messenger RNA. The record is from the annotation of a GenBank genome assembly. NCBI's taxonomy places the organism in Eukaryota, Pelagophyceae, Pelagomonadales, Pelagomonadaceae.
UACCGUAGGUACUGUCGUUGGAACAGCCGAUGAUUUAUGCCAGACAGCACAUUCUCUGUCUGGUGGGUUUGCCGACACUGUUAGGGCAAUGCCCAAAUAUGUGCAGCGGUCACGGCAGUUGUGGCCCAGAGAAUGUAUGUUCGUGCUUCGAAGGAUUUGACUAUGCUCCCGACUGUUCAUUGCGUUUUUUUGCCGCGUGAAAUCUUGCCUAUUUCACGACGGUGCAUUAGGUACAUGUUCGAAAGGUGCAGCUUGGGCAGACAAAGCAUAUGCUGUAGACCUUGCGCAUUCUCCGAGUGAGUGUUCGAGUGCUGGUCUCUGCAAUCGUGACACUGGGAAGUGCGAGUGCUUCGACGGAUACACUGGACUUGCCUGUCAGAGAUGCAAAUUUCAGUGUCUGAAACACAAGUAGUUGUGCAUCAUGAGAUGAUCAGCUUAGCUACGUGCCCAAAUGAUUGCAAUGCCAAUGGUAUGUGCUUGACAUUGAGCCGCCUGGGCCAAUUGUAUGGUAUUGAUCACCAACAUCCCAGCACUGGUGGAGAUGGAACCGGUCCUUCUUAUGCAAAUUGGGAUAAGGAUUCAGUAACUAGUUGCUUCUGCGACCCUGGCUUCAGUGGGCCCGACUGUUCGCGAAGUUCGUCUCCCGAGUCGCAUUUCCUUUUUUUUGUAUUUACUUCCUGAACUGCACGCACAUCCAUAGUCAUGUGUGCCAAGGCUGAUGACCCACUUACUAUCAACCAAAACUACCGUGCCCUUAGAAUCGGAGUGUUUUCCGCUGAUGGCAGCAGCCUUCAGGGCACAGUGAUCUUCCAAUUUCUUGGGUACACCACUUCUCAUUCGGCUUCUCAUGUCUCAGCGGUAACAUGCGAGGGGGCUUGGGAGGCUCUUGAAAAUGUUGAGGAUGUGGACUGUCAGUCCGAGAACUUCGGUGCUGGCUCUUUUUACAAUGUUACAUUUAAGCAAUGGCCAACUAUGCCCAUGGAAAACAACUAUUUCAGUCAUAAAGGCAACCCUGCACUCUCAAACUUUACUUGUGAUGUGAGUGGUGCCUUUUCUGCUAGUGGUUCGCAAGUGUUAUGCAACAUUUCAGAUCUCGUAAGCGACGAUAUAACUGAAUACGAGUACUGUGGUCGGCGUGGUCAGUGCGAUUUUACGUCUGGAACAUGCUACUGCAUUGAUGGGUACGAGGGCUCCACUUGCACUGAUUCAACUUAUGCAGAAUCAACCUCAAAUUCAUUACCUGGUGUGAAUAUUCACGCAACAGGAACCGACUACAUUGGAGAUAUCUUCAAGCUUACCGCAGACAAAUCGUCUUCAUCUGACUUCACCUUCAUGAAAAUAGUCGCAAAUGACGAGGAUCUUUUGAGCAUCCGUGGUGAUGGGCUGUUGUCAAUCGCACAACUUGAUGUUACAACCUAUGGAACAACAAUUUCAGAGGGCGGACUUACUGUUCUGACUGGCGGCGCCAGCAUAAAAGAUGGAGGUGUGGAUAUUUCGAGCAUGGCUUCGGGUGAACCUGUUCUUCAUGUCAUUGGUAGCUCCGAAGUUUUUGCAGACUCGCUGCUUCAGGUAGAUUCAAUACGGAAUGAAGAUGCAAGCUAUUGGUUUGCUCGCUUCAAUACUGCCUACAAGCAAGCCGAUGGAAGCCACAAUAUCUUUUCCAUCCGCGGUGAUGGCUACACCAAAAUCGCAGGUGAACUACAUGUCGACAAUGUUACUUCAGUCUACAGCCUCGAACUCACAAAGGGUGGAUUAACAGUUUAUCAGGGGGGGCUACGUCUUUAUGAAGAUGGCGUGGUCGUGUAUGAUGGUGGUGCUGAUAUCCGUAGCAAUAAUGUGACUGUGCUUCGAGCUUACCACAAUUAUGCCGCCGGUGAUAAAGACAAUGGUACCGUGCUUUCGAUCGAGUCCACCGCAGGGCUAUCCAGCAACAUAGAUUUGAUAAAAGCAGGGAUGGAUGUGGACAAUAUACAUAAGCCAAAAACUAUUUUCCGAGUCAACGGUCUCCCCAGGACGUAUAUUGACCGAGGUGGUCUUAGUGUGAUGGGUGGAAUCACGGUAGCUAGCGCGGGACUGAAUGUCUCUGCUGGUGGAGUCUUCAUCUUGGCUGGAGGCGUUGACAUCCAGGGAGGCAAUCUUACGGUCAAGAAUGAUGCCAAUAUAAUCGUGGGAAAUAAGCAAGUCAUUGGUGCCCGGCAAGCCGCCGUUGACGACGUCAGUGCAGCUAAUGAUCCUGGUGAUGGCACGCUUGCGGCGGCGAGUUCAGAUGUCGCGACAUUGGCAGCGCAAUCUGAAAAGCUACGGGACCUAGUCGAUGAAAUUAGGACCCAAAUGAAUGAUCUUCUAGGAAAGCUGCGAACACAUGGUCUCAUAGCCAGCUAAGCUGAUUUUGAGAAAAGAAUUGCAAUUAUGGACUCUCAUGCAAGUAGCCAUGUGUUCCCUGGGGUAAUAACAACACAAUAGAAUGUUCUGCUACUAGACUGCUAGUCUGCUACUAGUACUAGGCUACUACUACUAGACUCUAGGGCCGCC